Messenger RNA from Laccaria bicolor S238N-H82, 771 nucleotides. Its product is annotated as GPI-anchored small secreted protein. The record is from RefSeq and is a predicted model, not a curated record. The transcript has 3 exons. Lineage: Eukaryota; Fungi; Basidiomycota; Agaricomycetes; Agaricales; Hydnangiaceae. The coding region runs from base 26 to 547 and encodes 173 amino acids.
CGACCGUCCCAGCCCACAAAACAUCAUGAAAUUUGCUCCGCUCGCCCUCCUCGCAGCUCUCCCAUCCCUCGUAUCCGCCAUAGUCCCACCAGGCGCAAGCACACCCCUCUUCUACCUCGUCUCUUCAAGCUCCACCUCUUCCGCCAACCUCCUCCCCGUCCACCUAGACGGCACCCUCUCCCCCUCCUCCUCCUCCUCUCCCCCAGCCCAAUUCUACUUCUCCCAAGGCUCCCUCUACGCCCUAUCCUCCCCCACCUCCUCCCCACCUUACCGCGUCCUCCUCUCCCUUUCUCCUAUUAGCACAGGCUGCACAACCUACGGAGGCCUAGGCUUCGUCCAAGGCAGCAGCUCCAAUAAAUGCGCUUCGUAUUCUGGGUUCCAGAUCCAGAGUAAUACUCAGAAUAGUCAGUUGGGCGCACAGUUGGUUGUUAAUUUCCAGGGGGGGUUUUAUGAAUGUUCUGGGAGUACUGUUGUGUAUAAGGUUAACCCUGGAGAUGGACCGUCAGGGUGUACACCUGUUUCGCUGUACACUGUCCCUGUUGUGUAAAUCGAGUUCGGAUUGGGGCUCGCGGGGGAGGUCAAGUCAAGGACGGUGGUCGGAAACAUUUUGUGGGAAGGGGAUCAUAUUGAAGGUCGGACUUGUCUUUUUAGUGCAUAGAAAUUCCUCUAUCAUGGACAUGUUAUAUUCUUGAGUUUGGAUGGACGUAGAGCGCUAUCCGGCUAGUGUGGUAGCUGUAUGUAAUUAAUCAAUGGCGACCUCAGGCUCGUCCG